AUGUCUAAACUAGAAGAGGACACAGCUAGUAAUUAUGAAGACGAAUAUGAAGAAGGUGAAGAAAUAGAAGACUACGAGGAGAAAGAAGACUACGGUGAGGAUGACGAAGAGUAUUUAGAGGAUGAACCUAACAAGAAAAGAAGUAGUAAAAGGAAAGCCACAUCUAGAGCCUUCUCGGGUGACAAUAAACGGUUACGUGGAAGCACAUCUGCGUCAGAAUCCUCAGUGUCCUCUAUUGCCAAGCGGUUGGUUGAGGAAGACGAAGAUGAUGAAGAAGAAGAAGAAGACGACGACGAUGAGAUCAUUCGUGGGUCCAAUAGAAGAGGCCAGGUACGCCAAGUCGUAGAAGCAGAUGAUGCUAAGUACGAUGAUGAGGAACAGAGUGAGGAUGAGGAAGAGCAAGAAACAAAUGGUGAUGAGGAUGCAAGGGAUGACGGGGACGAAGAGAUAAAUGCGGUUGAACAGGUAGAUGAUGGCGAAGAGGAGUUAGAAGAAGAGGAACUAGAAGAAGAGGAAGAAGAGCCUGAAAUUGAACUUGAGGAGGAAGAAGAGGAGGAAACUGGAAUUCCAGAAGAUGAUGAUGAUGAAGAAGAAGAGGGACAAAUCACGACCGCCUCAGAAAUUGAUGAUACUGAAGAAUCCAAAGAAGAACCUAAACCUGUAGUAAGAAGUAAGAUGCUGAUGAGUAUAUUGGCAGAUGGUGUACAACACAAAAAAGAGCUUACUGCUGAAGAAAUACAACUACGAAGAGAAGAAAACUCUCGUAAAAGAAAGAACUUAAAGGAGAAACGACUGGAAGAAGAGAAGAGAGACACGAUCAACAAGUUAUUGAAGAGACGUGCAGGUAAAUAUAAAGAACGUAACAACAAAGGUAAUUCAGGACCUGCAUCUGCCACUAGCGGCAUCAAGACUAAUGAUAUCGACGAUGACGAUGAUGAAAUAUCAGACUUUGUAAAGCCAAGAAGACCCUACAACUCGCAAGGUAUGAUACGGACACUACGCACAACUGACGCAGACCUCUACUGCACUUUGUAA
Maudiozyma saulgeensis is the source of this 1035-nucleotide messenger RNA. Lineage: Eukaryota; Fungi; Ascomycota; Saccharomycetes; Saccharomycetales; Saccharomycetaceae. The record is from the annotation of a GenBank genome assembly.